CAAGCAAUCAAUCCUUCCACCUUGGCCUCCCAAACUACUGGGAUUAUAGGUGUGAGGCACCACACCAGGCAUGAGAAAGACUUCUUAAAUGCUGGUAAUUAUCCUGUGUCUGGACUUAGGCUGGAGAUUACAUGGUUGGCUUCACACUGUGAUAAUUUCACUGAACUCUCCACUUGCAAUCUGCAUACUUUCCUGUUGUAUGUCAGACUUUUUUUUUUUUAAGUUUCUUAAAGGCACAGACUUUAGUUGCUAUCCAUGUGGAAAAUAGAUCUUAAAAAAUUCCAAAACAUGACAAAGAGUUAAUAUCUAUAAUAUACAAAGAGCUUCUACUUGGUGAUAAGGAAAAGACAAAUAGCCCAAGAGAAAAAUAGGCAAAUAAUAUAAGUAGGUAGCUCAGAAAACUAGAAGUCAAAUGGCCAGUAAACCUAUGAAAAUAUGCUCAAUUGUCCUCUGGUUUAAAAGAAUUGUAAUAUUCAUUGUUAACUGUUGGGCCUAUGAAAAUAAAUGAGAAUAAUACACUCACUUUACCUUUGAAAAUGUGAAUUUUAGGAAAGUAAACUAUUCAAAUGUAUAAUAUACAUACCAUCAACUCAGAAAUUCCACUUCCAGGAAUAAAUUCCAUAGACAUAAAAACUGCACAAGUAUGUUUAUCACAGUGUUAUUUUAAUUGCAAAAAACAAACCUGAUAAUCAACCCAGAUACCCAAGGAAACAGUUUAAUAAAUUGUUUUACAAUAUUGAAAUAUCAUGUAACUGUUAAAAAGAUUAUUGGUUUGUAUUUCCAUGUAUAUAUAGAAUUAGAUGAGAAAAGCAAAAUGCCAAAACAAUGAAUACAAUAUGAUCUCUCUUAGAACACUAACAAAAACCCCUGUAUAUGUAUAUAUACGUUUGUAUAUAAUUUUAUAAACAUGGACAGAGGUGUGACAGGCUGUUGUCAACAUUGAAUACCGAGGGGGAAUGAGGGGAAGAGGAUUGAAAAAAUAAAGGUAUCAGUGAAAAAGCAUAGGAUAUGAGUCCACUGAUAUAUAAAGUGUUUUGUUUUUGUAUACAUAUGCAUAUGUAUGUAUGCACGUAACUAAACCUGUGAUUGUGCCAGUGGUGGUUAAAUGCUGCUACUUGUCCUUUGCCGACCCCUGGAUCCUAGUAUUCCUUUAAAAUCAGGGAGGCUGUUUCAAUAGCUCAUCUCCCACUUGCAUUGCUAGCCUACUCAGAACAGCUACUACAUUAAAGAGGUAUAUAUAUUCAAUAAAUGUCUCAAUAUAUCUCAGCAAACAGGGUCUUUGGGCCCCUUGGGAUUAGAGGCAUGGUUUAACACUUUAACAUUAACAUCAUUUUAGUUUUUAGAUUUUUUUCUUAUAGAGAAUUAUGUUGAGAAAUGUCUGACAUCAAGGGGCUUUAGUGAAGACCACUGUUGAGUUCUGGCUUCAGUCAGCAAAACAACAAAGCAAUUAAAAUCACUUCUAGCUAUUGGAACUAGCACAUGUUGUAUGUAGAAUCUCUAGUAAGUGUUCUCACAUUGAUCGAUUGAAUCCAACUUAAAUUUUUAUUUAUAUGAAAUUAUAUUAAAAUUUAUUCUUUUGUAAUAGGUACUUUUUCGUCUGUCAGAGUAUAAGUUUAAAACUUUUAUUAAUAAAAGCAAGAUCUGUUUGUGACUCAUCUAUCUCUGUGGUACAUGUGAAUAUUUAGUAAAUAUGUGAAUAAAAACAACAGUGGCAAGAUCUUCAUGAGCUACUGCAGUGACAGUUUUCCAUUCUGUGUCUGUUACCAUGCAUUGCAGGAUGUUUGCUGUCUCUGGCCCUUGCCCACUCAGCACCUCUAGUACUCUCUGGUCAUUCUAACAGCUAAAAUCUAUACUUCCCCCCUCCAAAAUUCCAGAAGCCUUUGGGGACGGUGGGGUUGGUGCGAGAACCACACGGCUAGAGUAAUUAAAGAAGUAUUUAUAAGGAUGGUAGUGCCUAAGCUAAAUCUUGAAGGAUGAGUAGGAUUUUAAAAUCGGAGAAAUUGGGGCGCAAACUGUUAAGAAAGAGGGAGCAACAAGGUAGACUAUCUUGACUGAGGAAGCAGUGUGUCUAAUGUUGGAAAUAAAGUUGGAUAGGUAGAGUGAAGGGUGUUCAUCGGGAGGAGGUGAGAGGAGAGGGAAAAGUGUCAUUUCACUCUCUAAUGCAUCCUGCAUACUACUGCCAAAUUAAUUUUCUAAAACAUUGUCUUGUUCAAUAGCCCACUUAAUAAUGCCAUUGCUGUGUGCUCAAGGCAUUUUAUCUCAUAUUCAUCUAACUUUAACUACUCCUUAAAAUUAAUUAGGUAAGGCUGGCUGGCUGAUCAAACUGAUAUUUCCCCCUCCUUCCUUGUCAAUAUUCUCACUGCAUGCUUUUAUUAAUAUCUUUCUUACUUUAUAUAAAUCUAUCAUCAUUCUGCCUAAACUACUUUUUAUACUAUUCUUAGAAGCCUUCUCUCUAAUGAAACUGGCCCAUGCCACGCCACCCCAUCCUGAUAUCUCUUUUCUGUUUCUUAUAGUUUUUAUGGUUUUUCCCAUAUAAUUUAGCACAAAAGUGUAUGUAGCUUUUUGUGUUUCUCAUUCUUGCUUCUCUGGAUAAUUUUUAUUCUCCUAAAGAGCUGUGUGAGCUUAAGAUAUAUGCCUCAUAGUAUUUUUGUAAGCUACCAAAGCAGCUCUUUUUGUUGUUUGCAUUGUUUUUUGGCCAGUCAAUAUAGGCAUUGCCUUUUGUGUAAAAUUAUUUGAUCAGUAGAUAGUGAGCAUCCUGAAAAUUCAAAUUCUGCAUUUGUAAAUCACAAAAUUUUAAUAGUACAGUAUUAUAAAUGUUUCUUAUUUUAACUUAUUAAAUAUUUUUUCUUUUUUUCAAUAACUAGAUUUAAUUAUUUUGGGGAUUAGGAACCAAGAUGCAUAUAUUCUUGUGCCCCCACGGUGUCUAGCAGAGUGCAUUGCUCACGAUAACUACUAAGUAUUUUAAAAUUUGAUUGAUUUUUAAUUGCUUUAUCAGUUUGCCUUACUGUGACCGUGUUCAGACGGUUGUUUCGUUUUGCUAACAACAGAGAGUACAGUUAGGGUACCUGUACACUAAGUAGUCCAAUUCUAGUCCUUGGUAGCUUCCUUGAGACACAGCAGUGUCAUAGAAAUUUGGAUAUUAUACUAAAUGGAAGCAUCCCAAUUCUAAUCAUAGAGCAAUAUUGGCUUCAGGUUAUUUGAAAAAGAGUAAGUAAGUACUGUCAUAUUUUGAUCCUUUGUAGUUUCAAACUUUUUAUUCUUCUCAUUAUCCUUUCUUCAGAUGGAUUCUUGCCCAGGAGCUUACUGUAUUACUCAGAUACACCCCUUUUGUGAAUGGAGAAGGUGGAGGUAAAAGGUGGCAGUCUGGAGCCCCACCUUUGCACCCCCCUCCUCCUCAUUCCCUAUCCAAACAGCACAGCUUGAAUGUCACUGCAACUCAUUUAAUUUAAAAGUGCUUUUUAAAAACUUAUUUUGUAAAACCUCAUUUAGUAACUUAGUUUAAAAAUAGAAACAUUUUAGUUUUAAAGUGGAUUUUAAGUACAAAGGAGAAUGCUCUGGAAUACGUUUCUUGUUUCAGCAACAAAAGAGUUAAUUGCACUGAGCUGUAGACACUGAGAUACCACCACGGGAUAGUGCUUUCUGUCUCUGUCAUUUGUGGUUUAAAAAAAGGGGUGGUGUUCUGCAUUUGAAAGGACUUUAAUGAAUGCUGUCAGUGUUUGUGAGACCUAAUGGUCAGUGUGGGAAAGGAAAGCUGGGAAAAGUGGUCUAGCUGCUUCAGGAUAGGUGGAGGAGAGUUUGCUCUGAUUGAACGGAAUGUUCCACCGUGUUUCUUUCAUCUUUAUUCAUUAUCCUUUGUUCUUUAAAAUCUGAUAUAUUGGCAUAAAAGUAAAUGUAGAGAUAUAUAUGAAUGUGAUUUAUUUUCCUUUAAAUCUUUUUGUUGUGUACAGCAGGGCAUAUACUUCUCUUGUCUUGGUUGGAUGCACAAAUCUGUGUGCAGUGUUUUUUGCUCGUUGCCUAGACAAUCACUUGGUUUCUCUGAGGAUGUCUGGUUCUCGUAAAGAGUUUGAUGUGAAACAGAUUUUGAAAAUCAGAUGGAGGUGGUUUGGCCAUCAAGCGUCAUCUCCUAAUUCUACAGUUGACAGCCAGCAGGGAGAAUUUUGGAAUCGAGGACAGACUGGAGCAAAUUGUGGGAGAAAGUUUUUAGAUCCAUGUAGCCUACAAUUGCCUUUGGCUUCAAUUGGUUACCGAAGGUCCAGUCAACUGGAUUUUCAGAGUUCACCUUCUUGGCCAAUGGCAUCUACCUCUGAAGUCCCUGCAUUUGAGUUUACAGCAGAAGACUGUGGCGGUGCACAUUGGCUGGAUAGACCAGAAGUGGACGAUGGCACUAGUGAAGAAGAAAAUGAAUCUGAUUCCAGUUCAUGCAGGACUUCCAAUAGUAGCCAGACAUUAUCAUCCUGCCAUACUAUGGAACCAUGCUCAUCAGAUGAAUUUUUCCAAGCACUUAAUCAUGCUGAGCAAACAUUUAAAAAAAUGGAAAACUAUUUGAGACAUAAACAGUUGUGUGAUGUAAUUUUAGUUGCUGGUGAUCGCAGAAUUCCAGCUCACAGAUUGGUGCUCUCCUCUGUGUCAGAUUAUUUUGCUGCCAUGUUUACUAAUGAUGUCAGAGAAGCAAGACAAGAAGAAAUAAAAAUGGAAGGUGUAGAACCAAAUUCAUUAUGGUCCUUGAUUCAGUAUGCAUAUACAGGCCGCCUUGAAUUAAAAGAAGAUAAUAUUGAGUGCCUGUUAUCUACAGCUUGCCUUCUUCAGCUUUCGCAGGUUGUAGAAGCAUGCUGUAAGUUUUUAAUGAAACAGCUUCACCCAUCCAACUGUCUGGGAAUCCGUUCUUUUGCUGAUGCCCAAGGUUGUACAGAUUUGCAUAAAGUGGCGCAUAAUUACACUAUGGAGCAUUUUAUGGAAGUCAUCAGAAACCAGGAAUUUGUAUUAUUACCAGCCAGCGAAAUUGCAAAGCUCUUGGCCAGUGAUGACAUGAACAUUCCUAAUGAGGAGACAAUAUUGAAUGCACUUCUUACUUGGGUCCGUCAUGAUUUGGAACAGAGACGGAAAGAUCUCAGUAAACUUCUGGCUUAUAUUAGGCUACCUCUUCUUGCACCACAGUUCCUGGCAGACAUGGAAAAUAAUGCACUUUUUCGGGAUGAUAUAGAGUGUCAGAAACUCAUUAUGGAAGCAAUGAAGUAUCAUUUAUUACCAGAGAGACGACCCAUGUUACAAAGUCCUCGGACAAAACCUAGGAAGUCAACUGUUGGCACAUUAUUUGCAGUUGGAGGAAUGGAUUCAACAAAAGGAGCAACAAGCAUUGAAAAGUAUGAUCUCCGUACAAAUAUGUGGACCCCUGUAGCGAAUAUGAAUGGGAGGAGGCUACAGUUCGGUGUUGCAGUGUUAGAAGACAAACUGUAUGUGGUGGGAGGAAGAGACGGGUUGAAGACUUUGAAUACUGUAGAGUGCUACAACCCCAAAACAAAAACUUGGAGUGUGAUGCCGCCGAUGUCCACACAUAGGCAUGGCCUUGGUGUGGCUGUACUAGAAGGUCCCAUGUAUGCCAUCGGGGGGCACGAUGGCUGGAGCUAUCUGAAUACAGUAGAAAGAUGGGACCCUCAGGCUCGCCAGUGGAAUUUUGUUGCCACUAUGUCCACCCCCAGGAGCACAGUAGGUGUGGCAGUACUAAGUGGAAAAUACUGCUAUGGGGAAGAGAGAUGAGUUCUGAGUCUUGCAUGGCAUUUAAUUGAGCCAGGCUGUAUGCAGUUGGUGGUCGUGAUGGGAGUUCUUGUCUCAAAUCAGUAGAAUGUUUUGAUCCUCAUACUAAUAAAUGGACACUGU
This is a messenger RNA of Microcebus murinus (gray mouse lemur), 5874 nucleotides long. NCBI's taxonomy places the organism in Eukaryota, Metazoa, Chordata, Mammalia, Primates, Cheirogaleidae. The record is from RefSeq and is a predicted model, not a curated record.